Psammomys obesus (fat sand rat) is the source of this 2297-nucleotide messenger RNA. It is a transcript of the gene Nr2c1, whose product is annotated as nuclear receptor subfamily 2 group C member 1. Gene Ontology annotation, biological process: cell differentiation; anatomical structure development; negative regulation of transcription by RNA polymerase II. Bases 198 to 1967 code for a protein of 589 amino acids. NCBI's taxonomy places the organism in Eukaryota, Metazoa, Chordata, Mammalia, Rodentia, Muridae. The record is from RefSeq and is a predicted model, not a curated record. Gene Ontology annotation, molecular function: RNA polymerase II cis-regulatory region sequence-specific DNA binding; nuclear receptor activity; zinc ion binding. The transcript is spliced from 14 exons.
CCGCUGCUCCACCGCGCCAACGCGCAGGCGCCAAGAGCACCGCGCACAGCCGAGCCGAGGGUGGGGUCACGAACUCUGACCCCCACCCCCAAACACGCAAACCCAGAAAGCUCUCCUGUACCCUUGGCCUCGGCUCCCCUCGCCUUCAGCUCUCUCCAGCCCAGCGGCCGCCGCGGAGAUAUUUUGCCAGUUAGGUCAUGGCGACCAUAGAAGAAAUUGCACAUCAAAUUAUUGAACAACAGAUGGGUGAGAUUGUUACAGAUCAGACUGGGCAGAAAAUCCAACUCGUGACAGCACUUGACCAUGGCACACAGGGAAAGCAGUUCAUUCUAGCAAGUCAUGAGGGCUCCACCCCAGGGAAAGUUUUCCUCACAACUCCAGACGCAGCAGGUGUCAACCAGUUGUUUUUUACAACCCCUGAUCUGUCUGCAUCACACCUCCAGCUCUUAACAGAAAAUUCUCCUGACCAGGGACCAAAUAAAGUUUUUGAUCUUUGUGUAGUAUGUGGAGACAAAGCCUCAGGACGUCAUUAUGGAGCAAUAACUUGUGAAGGCUGCAAAGGUUUUUUUAAAAGAAGCAUCCGAAAAAAUUUAGUAUAUUCGUGUCGAGGAUCAAAAGACUGUAUUAUUAAUAAACACCACCGAAACCGCUGUCAGUACUGCAGGUUACAGCGAUGCAUUGCGUUUGGAAUGAAACAAGACUCUGUUCAGUGUGAAAGAAAACCUAUUGAAAUAUCCCGAGAAAAAUCUUCCAGCUGUGCAGCUUCAACAGAAAAAAUCUACAUCCGAAAAGACCUCCGGAGCCCGCUGACUGCGACACCGACCUUUGUCACAGACAGCGAGACCGCCAGGUCAUCUGGACUGCUGGAUUCAGGAAUGUUUGUGAAUAUUCAUCAUUCUGGAAUAAAAACAGAAUCAGCUAUGCUAAUGACACCAGAUAAGGCCGAAGCGCGUCAGGGAGACCUAAGCACACUGGCCAAUGUGGUCACGUCCUUAGCAAACCUCGGCAAAGCCAAAGACCUUUCUCACAGUAGGAGUGAGAUGCCCGUAGUGGAGAGCUUACGCAACGGUGAUACGUCAUUCUGUGCAUUUCAUCAAGACAUUCAGACCAAUAGUGAUGUUUCAAGGGCCUUUGACACUCUUGCGAAAGCUCUGACCCCUGGGGGAAGCACAGCCUGUCAGAGCUCUGUAGAGGCCAUGGAUGGGAGCGUGCAUCUAAUCACCGGCGAGGCGAGCUGCAUGGAGAAAGAAGGGCCGCUUCUCAGCGAUUCACAUGUAGUCUUCAGGCUCACCAUGCCUUCUCCUGUGCCCGAGUACCUGAAUGUGCACUACAUUGGGGAGUCGGCCUCCAGACUGCUGUUCUUAUCGAUGCAUUGGGCACUUUCCAUCCCUUCUUUCCAGGCACUAGGGCAAGAAAACAGCAUAUCAUUGGUAAAAGCGUACUGGAACGAACUCUUCACCCUUGGUCUUGCCCAGUGCUGGCAAGUGAUGAAUGUAGCAACCAUAUUAGCAACGUUUGUCAAUUGUCUUCACAGUAGCCUCCAGCAAGAUAAAAUGUCAUCGGAGAGGAGAAAGUCGCUGAUGGAGCACAUUUUCAAGUUGCAGGAGUUUUGUAACAGCAUGGUUAAGCUCUGCAUCGAUGGAUAUGAGUACGCCUACCUGAAGGCAAUAGUACUCUUCAGUCCAGAUCACCCAGGCCUGGAGAACAUGGAGCUGAUUGAGAAAUUUCAGGAAAAGGCUUAUGUGGAAUUCCAGGAUUAUAUCACCAGGACGUAUCCAGAUGACACCUACAGGCUGUCUAGAUUACUUCUCAGACUGCCCGCCUUGAGACUGAUGAGCGCCACGAUCACUGAAGAAUUGUUCUUCAAAGGACUCAUCGGAAACGUACGAAUCGACAGCGUCAUCCCACACAUUUUAAAAAUGGAGCCUGCAGAUUACAACUCUCAAAUAAUUGGUCACAGCCUUUGAAAGCUGGGUCACAUUGCUAUGAACUAAGUUUACUGUUCCUUCUUGGGACACUAGAAACCAAAUUGAACUGUUGCUUCCAGGGCCUCUGCAAAUAGUAAACUUAAGAGUAACCAAAACGGAAAGUAUUUUUUCUUUUGGAUUCCUUUAGAAGGAAUUUGAGUGGCCAGUCAGGGGUCAGGAAUUAGACCGUCUGUCCUAUGGGAAUAAAUAAGAAAUGGUAAGGGUCUACUCUUGGUGAAGAUGACGCCUGAGACGGUCUCCUCCUGGCCGUCUACACUAAACUUUCUCCUGUUUUAUAAAACAAAUAAACUAGUCUUUUUCCCCGCUGAA